UCAACCUUCUUCGUAAUUUCCAAUAUCCUCGACUACUACUACACUUGAAAACGCUCUCAUUGUGAGAGCUUGAGCUCCAUUUGUAGAGAGAGUGAGUGAAAAUCUAAUGGCUGAGCUGAUGUGGAGAAGAAAAUGGUUGUGUUUGGCAAUUGGGUUCAGCUUCAUGUUUGCGUUGGAUUUGGUCUCAGCAGACAGAAUGCUGAAGAACAAGGAGAUUGAACUCAAAGUAGAUGAUCAAGAUCAACAAGAGUCUGAGUACUAUUUUGUCAAGGUGGUUAAUUUUUUGUGGCAGCCCAACGAGUCAAGCUACCAGCACGUUUGGCCUGAUAUGAAAUUUGGAUGGCAAGUUGUUGUCGGCUCAAUUAUCGGCUUCUUUGGUGCUGCAUUUGGGAGUGUUGGAGGUGUAGGGGGAGGUGGGAUUUUUGUUCCCAUGCUUACUCUCAUCAUCGGAUUUGAUCCCAAAUCGUCCACGGCAAUCUCCAAAUGUAUGAUCAUGGGGGCAGCAGGCUCAUCUGUUUACUACAAUCUUAAGCUAAGACAUCCAACUUUAGACAUGCCCAUUAUUGACUACGACUUGGCUUUGCUUUUCCAACCAAUGCUUAUGCUUGGAAUAAGCAUUGGGGUUGCAUUUAAUGUAAUUUUCGCCGAUUGGAUGGUUACAGUUCUUCUCAUAAUCCUCUUCAUAAUCACAUCAAGCAAAGCAUUCAUGAGGGGUGUUGAUACAUGGAAGAAGGAGACAUUGGCAAAAAAGAAAAAUAAAUUGUUAAUCGCCCAUGAAUUUUAUUUUCAUGCAGGGAAUGAAGAAGUAGAGUACCAAGCUCUUCCUUCUGGCCCGGGAAAUGCUGAUUCAAAGGAGACCAAGCCAACGGCUGAUGCUGUGGUUCCGCUCCUUCAGAAUGUGUACUGGAAGGAGCUUGGCCUUCUUUUCUUCGUAUGGGUUGCAUUCCUUGCGCUUCAAAUUGCUAAGAAUUAUGCAUCAAAUUGUUCGAUGAGGUACUGGGUUUUGAACUUGUUGCAGAUUCCUGUCUCUGUAGGUGUUUCAAUGUAUGAAGCUGUUAGCUUAUAUAACGGAAAAAGAGUGAUCGCAUCCAAGGGAAAUGAAGUGACGGAGUGGAAAGUCAUUAGACUCGUGCUAUAUUGUGUUACAGGAAUUGUUGCCGGUAUGGUUGGGGGAUUGCUUGGAUUAGGUGGAGGGUUUAUUUUGGGCCCUCUUUUCUUGGAGCUUGGUAUUCCUCCGCAGGUAUCUAGCGCCACUGCAACCUUUGCGAUGACAUUCUCAGCAUCUAUGUCAGUCGUAGAAUACUACCUCUUAAAGCGUUUCCCUGUUACAUAUGCUCUCUACUUUGUUGCGGUAGCGACAGUUGCGUCCUUUAUUGGCCAACAUGCAGUGAGGAAGCUGAUUAAUAUCCUGGGGAGGGCCUCCCUCAUCAUUUUUAUCCUCGCUUUCACAAUCUUUGUUAGCGCAAUAUCCCUAGGUGGAGUUGGUAUCUCAAACAUGAUCAAGAAGAUUCAGCAUCAUGAGUAUAUGGGCUUUGAGAGCCUGUGCAAGUACCAAGUUUAAGGUUAAAACCACAGCAAGAGAAGAAAUUUUGGUUUUAGUUUGUGUUGUAGGUUUAUUUUUUCCCCUAUUAAUUCGUUUUUUUUUUUUUUCCUUUUCUUUUAUCCCCUUUUUGAGGUAGAGAAGGACUCGAUGGCGCUUGCUGUUAGUUGUAACAUUUUUUUCAAUUGCUAAGUUGAAUAAAGAAGUUUUUGUUUUAUUUGA
Asparagus officinalis (garden asparagus) is the source of this 1762-nucleotide messenger RNA. RefSeq lists its product as uncharacterized. The record is from RefSeq and is a predicted model, not a curated record. Bases 107 to 1561 code for a protein of 484 amino acids. The transcript is spliced from 11 exons. NCBI's taxonomy places the organism in Eukaryota, Viridiplantae, Streptophyta, Magnoliopsida, Asparagales, Asparagaceae. Gene Ontology annotation, cellular component: Cul4A-RING E3 ubiquitin ligase complex; membrane. Gene Ontology annotation, biological process: protein ubiquitination.